Molecule: messenger RNA, 1980 nt
Organism: Daldinia loculata
Lineage: Eukaryota; Fungi; Ascomycota; Sordariomycetes; Xylariales; Hypoxylaceae
Exons: 1
Coding region: 173-1513 (446 amino acids)
Biological process (GO): regulation of DNA-templated transcription
Molecular function (GO): DNA-binding transcription factor activity, RNA polymerase II-specific; zinc ion binding
Source: RefSeq, a predicted model, not a curated record
GUCCGUAAUACCUUUCCGUAGAUGGUAAUUGUAUCCACAUUUCUCCGCCGCUGCGGGCUGACAAAUGAAGCUGAAGCCGCCUUGGAUUUCUUGGACUUAUUAUCGUACUUAUGUCAGAUGUUUGGGGGGCCUUUUGGUUUAAUAUAUAUGGGUUUGCACGGAAAGGUUGCUAAUGAAGGAAUUUGCUAUUCGACCAACUAUGGCUUCUAUCUGGCGAAGAGCUUGUGUCGGCUGCACUAAAUCCAAACGGCAAUGUACCAAAGCCGUGCCGGCGUGUCGGCGUUGUGCAACCAAAGGAAUUCCUUGCGUAUAUCCACCGGCCCGACAAAGUAACAACCUCCACGUAGAUGCGGAUGCGGCCGCCGCAAUACCUUCCGCAACUACCGGGGGCUCCGCAAACCCGCUUCCUAUGAUUUGUCAUGAUAUCGACCGGAUAGGGAACGAUGACAUGAACUUCUAUCCGCUACAGCUGACGCAAUCAGACUUUGUUGAAGAUAUGAUUUCGCGAGCAACAGCAUACCAUUCACAGCCCUCAAUAGGCAAUAGUCCAUCAGACGUUUCAACAGGUCUUUGGUUCCUGGCGCCGGAGUCAUGGGUCACAGAUCAUUCUUCAUGUCCGCUUGACCAGCCUGUGCUUACUCAGGAUCGUAUGCUCCAACGUUUCAUCGACAGCGUUCAGGAUUGGCUGCGGCGGUGGGUGACGGACGGCGGCAGCCCGCUGCACCACCACCAGUUGUACCGCGAGAAAAUGCCGCGGUGCGUGCAAGACGCGCAUUCAGCUAUUGCUCUAUAUCAUAUGACAACGUGCAGCAAUGCUGACACGAGGGCCACGAUGGCCUGCGUGUUGGAGGACCGCGUUACGCAGUUGCUAGAGGAUCAAACCUUCGAGGCCUCGCUAAGGGCGGGUCAGGGAAUGGACACAUUUGAUCACAUAUGCAGGGUCCAGUCGCUACUAACGUACCAGGCUAUUCGACUUCUCGAUGGCGAUAUACGCAUGAGAGCCCAAGCCGAGGCGCUGAUUCCCACUCUCUUCCUCUGGACGCAACAGCUCCUCGACAACACAAAGAACAGCUUAACGCAGCCGGCACGCUUCCUCGCUAAUAUUGCAGCAUCCUAUCCUAUCGUAGCCAUUUCCGAGGAUGCCGUCCUCUGGAAGGCCUGGAUCCUCGUCGAGAGCACGCGGCGCACGUGGCUCGUCGCCAACUACCUUCAGGAGACAUAUCUCCACAUGAAGCGUGGGUGGAGCGAGUGUCCGGGACGCGUACCCAACACGAUGCAUGGCCGCCUAUGGGAUGCGACGUCGGCGUAUGCCUGGGCUAAGGGUUGUCGUGAAAUUGAUACCGUGCUCAUCUCCACACAGCGGACAGAGAAGCUACUCUACGAGACAAACCCUGAGGAUCUCGACGAGUUCAGCUUAUUAAUCGUGGAGCUAAGAUACGGUACGGAGAGGAUAGAGAAAUGGAUUGAGGACUCAAAAAGGCGAAAGCCACAACCGAUGUUAGAGAUAAUCUAGCGAGCUCGUAAUAGGAGAUCGGAAUAAUAUAACACAAGGUGAACGAAGCUAAUACCCCUUAGAUAAUAGCGUACGAGGCAUAGGCUGUGGUAGAUAGAUAGUUUGGUGGAAAACACGUCAAUUCGUACCAAACAGCUGAUGCUGAAAUCUUGGACAUCGAAAAUGGCGAGUCCUCAAUUUAACUUGGAUCAACAAGCGAUAACUAUGUAUAGCAGGAAGUAACGAGAAAAGAGAUAGCUAACUAUAAACUACGAAAUAAAACUAGAGAAACACUUAACGAGAUCUUCCUCAUGGCGAUGCAGCAAGGCAUCGAUCACAAUGAAAAUCAAAAUAUUUGAAAGAGAACAAAAAUUGCGCCCACUACGAUCCACGAGGGAUAAUAGAAGAGGGUCGACUCCGCGAUGUGCAAUGCAGGUCUCCCCCCUUAAGAGUCCUUAUGCUUGAGCAAGGACUCUUCGGACAAGGUA